GGGUCGAGGCGCGCCUGAGAGAGAGGGAGAGGUAGUCCACAUUUUCACUUGGGACUCUGUGGCGUGCCUUUCCUUUUAAUGUUUUAAAGGAAAGUCAAGAAAGUCGCGCGUGGGAGAGAUUUAAGGACAGUUUUUUCCACUCUAGGACACCCCUAAGGCUAAUUUGUGGAACGGUUCCAAUACAGCUUCCCUGGAAGGGCCUUACGUGAAGGGUCAGCGAGCACUGACAAUCUCUUUCCUCUGGGCUGCAAUUAAGCACGGCUAGAAAGAUUUUAGUGCGAAGUUCGACACGUCUGCACACACUCUCGCUCUUACAAUUAUUCGCCCGACUUCUCUGGUAGACUGGCACAUAUUCAUAUCUGAAGUAGCGUACAUUCACACAUAGCCAGUGCCCUCGGAGCAGAAUGAGGGAACCCUGGACGUACCUGCUGUGCUGGUGCCUCCUGGCAUGUUCAGCGUCCUCGCACAAUUCCAACAACCCAUUCGCAGGGCAGCAGACCCCCGCAGAUCCUUGCUACGAUGACGCCGGGGCAGCCCGCCGAUGCAUCCCUGAGUUUAUCAACGCAGCUUUUGGCAAAGAGGUGACCGUAUCCAGCAUGUGCGGCCGCCCGCCAUCCCGUUCGUGCAGCGUGGUGGAGCGCGGCGAUGAUCGGCCCUCGGUUCGGGCGUGCCAAAUCUGUGACGCCGCCGACCCUCGUCGGUCCCACCCAGCUUCCUACCUCACCGAUCUCAACUCGGCUCACAACCUGACUUGCUGGCAGUCAGAAAACCUCAACACCUCGCCGUACAACGUGACUCUUACUCUUUCUCUGGGGAAAAAGUUUGAGAUCACCUAUGUGAGUUUGCAGUUCUGCUCACCUAGGCCUGAGUCGCUGGCCAUCUACAAGAGCAUGGACUACGGCAAAACCUGGAUGCCUUACCAGUUCUACUCAUCACAAUGUCGGCGCGUGUACAAUCGGCCCAACAAAGCCACCAUUACGAAGCAGAAUGAACAAGAAGCUUUGUGUACUGAUGGCCACACUGACCUCUACCCACUUUCUGGAGGACUCAUUGCCUUCAGUACUUUGGAUGGACGACCAUCAGGCAAAGACUUUGACAACAGCCCAGUCCUUCAGGACUGGGUGACCGUCACUGAUAUCCGUGUGGUCUUCAGUCGUCCCCAGCAGUCGCGGGAGCUGGGACUCCCUGCCGGAGGCAACGGCGGUGGAGGGCGAGACGAAGACCCCUUGGCAGUUACCUCUACCCUGCCGCCAUACUUCUAUGCUGUAGGUGAUUUCCAGGUGGGCGGAAGGUGCAAGUGUAACGGCCACGGGUCCCGCUGCCUGAAAGACAAGGAGGGCAAGCUGGUGUGUGACUGCAAACACAACACGGAAGGACCCGAAUGUGACCGCUGUAAGCCCUUUCAUUACGACCGGCCGUGGCAGAGAGCUAGCGCUCGCGAGGCCAACGAGUGUCUGCCAUGUAACUGCAAUCUGCAUGCCCGGCGCUGUCGCUUCAACAUGGAACUGUACAAGCUCUCUGGGAGAAAGAGCGGUGGGGUGUGCAUGAACUGCCGUCACAACACCGCCGGCCGCCACUGCCACUACUGCAAGGAGGGCUUUUACCGAGACAUGGCCCGACCCAUCACUCACCGAAGGGCUUGCAAGGCCUGUGACUGCCACCCUGUAGGAGCAGCGGGUAAGACGUGCAACCAGACUACAGGUCAGUGUCCCUGCAAGGAUGGUGUCACCGGCAUCACCUGUAAUCGCUGCGCCAAAGGCUACCAGCAGAGCCGUUCCCCCGUCGCCCCCUGCAUCAAGAUCCCCGUGGUGAACCCCACAGCUGUGGUGAGCAGCACAGAGGAGCCAGCAGACUGUGAGUCCUACUGCAAACCGGUGAAGGGCAACCUGAAGAUCAACAUGAAGAAAUAUUGUAAAAAGGAUUAUGCUGUUCAAGUGAACGUGCUGGACAUGGAGACGGUGGGUGACUGGGCCAAGUUUUCCGUCAACGUCAUGUCGGUGUACAAGAGUCGUGGCGAGCCCUUAAAGCGCGGGGACAAUAUCCUUUGGGUGCACAUGAAGGACCUGGCCUGCAAAUGUCCCAAGAUCCAGAUGAGCAAGCGCUUUCUGGUUAUGGGCGGUAUCGACGGCGGCGCCAGCCCAGGGACGGCUUCGGGACCGGGUGUCGGGCCUGGCGGGGGAGCCUCCAACCCGGGAGCAGAACGCGUGGGCCUCCUAGCUGAUAAGAACAGCUUGGUGAUCCAAUGGAGGGACGUUUGGACGAGACGACUGAGGAAGUUCCAGCGCAAAGAGAAGAAGGGGAAGUGCGGCAAAGCAUGAAGGGAGAGUGUCGAUGAACCCUUCUUCUUCCUCCACACGCCACCUCUGUAAACCCUGACCCAGUCCCUUGCAUCACGGGAACACUGCACAUUACCAAGACUGCAUGUACCCUACCUGUUUUAAGGACCGCAUUUUGUGUAUAUUGUAUAAUUAUUUUACUUUUUAUCUUUCAAGAUUUGUCUUUGUAUUGUCACGUUUUUCUCGUCCUAUGGUUUGCCUUAAGAAGGGACCGUUAAAAAGGGUAUGAAGUGUCCACAGAAGCAGACGGCGUUCCUGAUUUUGGAACCAUCCGCUCCAUUUCCAACCACGCCUCCUUCCAAAAUUCUUCUGAAAGGAUUGGAAGAAGCAACACUGAAGUCUAAGGCAUCACCUCUAGUCCCAAUGGAGUGUUAAACUUUUAUCAACCCGUUUUUUUAUUGUUCCAGACAUCUGCAGAAACUUCUUUGAAUGGAGAUCUUUUGAAUGGAAUUCUCCACAACAAACUUGCUGCUGCCACCAUACUGGACUAAGCGAGCUCGCUGUUUGUUUUCUUUUCCUGUUAUCUCGUCCCACAUAUACUCUAGUCAUAGCAUAUCAGGAUUCUGAUGGCAUGUGUGGGUCAGAUUUCUGCAGGUAUUUCCUCAACUUUCCCUGGCUGGACCCUCUCAUGGAGGGGCUAACGUGCAUGUCACAUUGCUUUUGAAGGAAAAAAGACAAUUUGUUGGUAUUUCAAAAGAAGGUCUAUUCGAUUCUUUGGUGUCAUGUGACUGGCAAAUUGCGACGAGACUUAAAUUACUCUACGUAAAAAGCGGAGCUCAUUAUUUAGUCUGACUGAACGAGGCCGGAACGUUUUUGAGAGCGUACUGUAUUAUGACAUGAGCCUAUCACAUUUCAUUCCUCAUGUGUUUUGUAAUGUUUGCAUGUUCGUGGUUUGUGCUGGUCCAUCAAGCCCCUCACAUGAGCCUCUCCAGAAACCAAACUGAUGCAAGCGUCAAAAAAACCUCCCGAGUUAUCUCCCCUGUCAUCCGUUGCCAAAUCAGCGCAGUCGGGUUUUUAAAUUUGAUUAAAAGACUCAAAGUCAGAUCCGAGUAGGGACAGAAAAAAAAAACUUCUGGUAGCUCUCCAGCUUUUUAUCUGCCUUUCAUUCUGUAAAUUUCAUUACAAUGUACAGUAUAAGAUAAACAAGCAUUUGAAUUGACGUCGAGCUGGCGUGGCAGUCAUCGUGCUGACAGGCAGUCUGAGAAGUUAGAGAUUGUUUGGCUGCUGCCAAGGCUGCAUGUUUGGCUUGUCCUUCCUCCAAAAGACUCUCUCCUCUGCUGCGUAUCAGCCAAGCACCCACCGAGCCCCUCCCCCCUUCGUCCAGAGCCAUUUUUGCAUGCUGUGUAUGAGUGUCUUAGAUAAGUGACAGCGCAGGUUGAGUUUGCCAAAUCUCCUCAGUGGUGCACUGUACUCUGCACUGUAAGCGCUCCUUUUACCCUCCCAGAAUGUACGUCAAACUGUGAAGGAGUCACUUUAAUGUAUUGAUUGUGUUAGGUAGCUCUUGGAAAGACUAUAUAUCAGAACUUGAUUGGUUAAAUCCAAUCCAAAAACAAACGUGACCAAAAUAUGUUCAUGUCGAGAACCGAUGACUUCACAGUAUUGUGUCCAAGGCCCAAAUCUUGAAGUUUUGGUUGGCAUUUUAAACAUGCAACCUUGGAGGUUCCAUUGUAGUUACAGUGAGGAAAAUCAGUAUUUGAACACCCUGCGAUUUUUGGAAGUUCUCCCACUAAUAAAUAAUGGGCGGGUUUCAAAUUUUCAUGGUAGAUGCUUGUCCACUGUGAGAGACAAUCUAAAGGAAAAAAAUCUGAAAUCACAGUGUAUGAUUUUUUUUACCAAUUUAUUUGUAUUAUAAUGCUGCAAAUAAGUAUUUGAACACUUAUAUAUUAGCUACAAUUGUGAGCCUCAAAGACCUGUUAGUCACCUUUAAAAAGUCCAACGAAUAAGUGGAGUGAAAGUAAAUUUUUUGAUUCUGACUUUUUGACCUGUUUGACGCAGUUAGCUGCAUAUAAACACCCGUCCACCCCAUACAAUCAGGAAGACUCAAAUUCCUAACAUGGUCAAGACCAAAGAGCUGUCCAGAGACACCAGAAAUAGAAUUGUAAACCUCUCCUAGGCUGGACAGGGUUACAGGGCAAUUGCCAAGCAGCUUGGUGAUAUAAGAUCCACAGUUGGAGCAGUUAUUAGAAAACGGAAGAAGCUAAACAUGACCCUCAGACUUGGGCUCCAUGCAAGAUCUACCUCAUAGGGUCUCAAUGAUCCUAAGAAUGGUGAGAAAUCAACCAAAAACUACAAAGAAGGAGCUGGUAAAUGACCUGAAAGGAGCUAGGACCACCAUUUCCAAGGUUACUGUUGGUAAUACACGAAGAUGUCAUGGUUUAAAAUCAAGCAUGGCACGGAAGUCCCGUCCAGGCCCGUUUUAAAUUUGCCAAUGACCAUUUGGAUGAUCCAGAUGAGUCAUGGGAGAAAGUCAUGUGGUCAUAUCAGGUCAAAAUUGAACUUUUUAGUCUUAAUUCCACUCAUAGUGUUUGGAGAUAGGAGAAUGAUGAGUACAGUCCCAAGAACACCAUCCCUACUGUGAAGCAUGGGGUUGGUAGCAUCAUGCUUUGGGGGUGUUUUUCUGCAUAUGAGACUAGACGACUCCACUGUAUCAAGGAGGGGAUGACCAGGGCCAUGUAUUGUGAGAUUUUGGGAAAUAAUAUCCUUCCCUCAAAUAGCAUUGAAAAUGGGUCGUGACUGUGUCUUCCAACAUGACAAUGGCCUGAAAAAGACAGUCAGAAUAACCAAGGAGUGCUUUCCUAAAAAGCAUAUCAAGGUUCUGGAGGGGCCUAGCCAGUCUCCAGACCUAAACCCAACAGAAAAUCUUUGGAGGAAGCUCAAACUCCGUGUUUCUCAAUGUCAGCCCAGAAACCUGAUUGACCUGGAGAAGAUCUGUGUGAAAAACUGCAAAACUGAAAAGUUACAGGAAACGUUUGACCUCUGUAAUCAAAGGCUACUUUACCAAAUGUUAACAUUGAUUUUCUCAGCUGUUCAAAUACUUAUUUGCAGCAGUAUAAUAUAAAUAAAUUGUUUUAAAAAAUCAUAUACUGUGAUUUCUGGAUUUUUUUUCUUCAGUGUCUUUCACAGUGGAUAAGCACCUACCAUGAAAAUUUCAAACACGCUCAUCAUUUCUAAGUGGGAGAACUUGCAAAAUUGCAUGGUGUUCUAAUAUUUAUUUUCCUCACUGUUUAUCAAAAUUUUAAACCCAUGUUUUCGACUAGCUCUCUCUUUCAAGUGCCCACCCCGAACAUCCAAGUGAAGAUAAGAGUGUGCCAGAUGUUCUCUCGUCUUUUUAGUUUGCCUCAUAGGGAGAGCCGUCCUGUUGUUUUUCGUUAACAAGCUUGGCAAUAGAGGCGCGCAUUUGCUUUGUUUCUUCCGCCGCAGCUUUUUAUAGCUUCCACAGGUGUGCUCGUUUUUUAAUUAUUCCACGCAAGUAAACAAGUGAUGUGCACAUCACGCUCUGUGCCCUUGUUGCUUUUUGUGCUCAAUUUAGAUGCUUCAUUGCCUGACAUAUUAUGAAGUGGUGACACGUUUUCCUCAUGAGUUUAAAUUAGCUCUUUAGCUUUGGCGCACAUUUUGACUUGGAGGGCUAACAGCGAAUUUUUAGUGGUUUGCAUGUCCAUUGCCGUCAAUGUUAGCCAGUGACAUGUCGCUUUUGUGGACUAUAAGGCGCACCAGCCCAAAAAAAAUGCACAAUGAAGAGGUAGAAAAACAUACAGUAUGUAAGUUGCAUGGAAGAAUAGUAAUAACAAGAAAAUGGAGAACAACAGGCUAAAUUGGCAUCUAUUAAUGUAACAUUUUAAGUUAUUUACAUAAUUAGAGCCUUUAAAAGACCACUUGAUUUGUUUACCAAACUCUCAACCUCAAGUUUAUAUAAGAUACACUUGAGUAUAAGGGCACUUUCACAUUAGACCAAGAGGACCAGGGUCAGGUUGGAGAGCUACCUCGCAACAACACUUGCAAAUGACUAGUUAAAAAGGUUCAGCAUUUACACUACGCCAACUGAUCUAUCCCUGCCACCCCAUUCCUCCGGAAAAAAGCGGGGGGGAAAACAACCGAAAAAUCGAGCCUAUGGUAUAGUGUUAAUACUGUAACAACGACAAGGAUGUGGCUAGCUUUGUCGGGUUUUGAAUCCUUUCGAACUUGUGCAACACAACACGGCUACUGUCCGCUAGGUGAAGCCAACAACAACAGAACAUAGAAAGUGAAAGUAUCCCGCACCUCUCUGAACUCUUACACGGUGCGUUCAGGAACAGCAUGCAAAACACAACCGCCACAUUAGAAUCCAAUUCUGUGAAUCAAAUGCAACUGCUAAGCACAGCAUAAAAACAUUUCGCCAUGGUUAUUUGUCUGUCCUUUUACCAUUGUUGAUUUUGAAUAGCGUGCACGCUGUACUUCAGCUUCCAAGGAUGCACUGUGUGUAGCUUCACAUCCUGGAGUAUCACAGCUCCACGCUUUGACGCUGCACAUAAAGCAGCAAAAACGCACCCUGCUCUGGUUGCAGUCGCAAGCGAAGCAGGGUGCGCUUAAAGUGGACAGAGACCCAUGAUUUUUUUAACGGACUGGAGUUUGUUUGUUUAGUCAAAACUAGAGUUUGGAUGCACAUUCCCAUUUACAAAACAAGCGAACUAUCUGAGAAAAAGAACUCUGGUCCGUUUAAAACGGACCAAACAGUGCUAGUGUCUAAGCGCCUUUAGGCUAGGUUCAUACUGUCUUAAUGCACAAUUCAGAUUUUUUUUGUCAUAUCUUUUUCGGGUGUGCCCAUUCAGACUGCCUUUGUCCAUUGAGCCCAUUCAAGUAUUACGCAUGCGCACUAAUUUGCAGUCCGACACGCGCUGAGCAAAUUGAGCCGCAUGCGCAGAAGAAUCAAAACAAAUGACUACACAUGCUGGCUGUACGUCAUUCCAGGGUGAUCAUAUUUUGAUUUCCAAAAAGAGAACACAAAUAACAGACAUUAAUAAUCUCCGUUUAGUCUUAUUUUCAAAGUUUAUCUGGAUUGAUAGAAUGCAUGCAUGCACUGAGUGCAUGACACACACACGAAAGCCUUAUGUGUGUGUGUCAGUUUGCCUCUACUCGGCCAUGUAAGCAAUUCCGAAUGAUUGUUUAUUUGGCACACACACAAAAAAAACAACACUAUCAGGCUUAUGCUUUUCUUCAUUUUAUUUUUUUUAUGAGUGUGGUCAAGCCCGCCUCCUGCAUAAAAGCCGAGUUCGAGCUAGACGCUAACGCUAAUGCACAGCUACAUCGCUUCCCUCCUGUCUGCUGCUCUCGCUCUUUGCUGAUGUAAUUGCUUCAUGAGUUCCGAUUUGAGAGACUUGACAGUUCAGACCGCCGCCACAUUCUGGGAAAAUGCGGCCAAGAUCGGAUAUAAACUACAUACAGAAGUGACCCAGAUCAAAUUUGAAACUGUCCACUUCUAUGCGUCUUGUCAGACCAUCAAGUUAAUGCCUCACUCGAGUCGGAAAAACACGAAAAAAUCUGAUAUGUGCAUUAAGACCUGCGGUCUGAACCUAGCCUUAGUCACAGGCCCAGUCACACGGUUAACAAAAGUGUGAUUUAGGCUAGGUUCAUAAAGCAGGUCUUAAUGCACAAAUCCGAUUUUUUGUCAUAUCUUGUCAUAUAUUUUUUUGGCGCGUCCGUUCAGAUUGCCUUUGUCCAUUGAGCCCGUUCAAGUAUUACGCAUGCGCACUAAUUCGCAGUCCGACACGCGCUGAGCAAGAAGCAGAAGCAUCAAAACAAAUGAUUACACAUGCUGGCUGUCAUCUGUCAUUCCAGGGAGAUCAUGUUUUGAUUUCCAAAAAGAGGACACAAAUAACAGACAUAAAUAAUCCCCGUUUAGGGUUAUAUUCAAAGUUUAUAUGGAUCGAUAGCAUGCACACACCAUUUUUAUUUUUUUAUGACUGUUGCCAAGCCCCACCCUUCCCCAAAAGCUGUGUUCAAUGCAAGCUAGGCGCUAAUAACGCACAGCUGCACCGCUACCGUAGCGCCCUGUCUCUCUCGCUCUUUGCUGACGUAAUUGCUGCAUGAAUUCCGAUUUGGGAGACUUGACAGUUCAGACCACCCGCAACAUUCUAGAAAAAUGUGGCCCAGAUCGGAUUUAAGCCACAUAAGAAAGUGACCCAGAUCGGAUUUGGAAUGGUCCACUUCUAUGCAACUUGUCCCGUUCAGACCAUCAAGUUAAUGCCUCACUCGAGUCGGAAAAACACGAAAAUAUCGGAUUCGUGCAUUAAGACCUGCAGUAUGAACCUAGCCUAAUAGUCUGGAAAAUAUGGCAAUAGUGAGACCUGAUAAGACACACUUACGCUGGUGUACCUCAUAAUACAUCCUCUGUUUUCCUCCUAUUUGACAGACUUGUCAUGCUUUGAUAUGCUCUGAAUUUUCUGUUGUAUCCCGUUCACGGAUUAACAAAUAUGUGCUUUUGUCAUGGCGGCCUGGUUUCUAAUGGUAAACAGAAUGUAUUCCUUUAAGUUUCUAUGACAAGCGCCCUUAUUGUAAAUACUUCGGGGCGUAAAAAUGACUAGGUAUGUGACACAGGGAUGAUUGGACCCUUUGAUGCCCAUUGUGGAAAUACAAAAUCGAUGAAUGUCUGGAGUAAUGUCUCACUCAUCCCAUGACGUAUCCACGGACUAUUGUUUUGGUGCAUUACCUGCUCCUCACUUCUAUAUCCAAGUCUUGUACUUUUUCUUCCCUUGAGGCAAUGAACCACUGACUUUUUCAUCUAAAUGAUACAAAAAUAAAUUAUUAGUUAAUGAGCUGCGUGCUGUGUUGAUAGUCCGUCUUGUUCACAGUGAGCCGCGGAAAUUAAAAUGAAUGUGGCGGAAAGUACGGCCGAGUGUGUUUCCACUCACUAGGGAUGGACCGGUACGGAAUGAGGGAUAGAGUAGCUCCUUUCCUCUAUGAACAGUCCAAAAGCUCUGUAAAUAAACUUCACCUCGGUGGAAACCUAACCCUCCAAUCAAAGUCAGCUCCAAAGCAGGAAUGUUUUUUUCUUUUUUCAACCCCUUGUAUUUCACUCUGUCACCUACAGAGUCCUCACUCCACUAAUUCCCCAAUUUCAAUCCAAACAAAAUCCUCCUCCUGCUGGAAAGCAACCAUUUAUCAUUCAAAUCCCCUCCUGGCUUAAGCUACCAAACCUUGUCUGGAUGUUUGUAUACCUUCGCCAUCAAACGUAUCCGUCUUGGACAUCCUGUCUUCCAUCUGCUUGUUGUGCCAGCUUCUCUUACCGGACAACAUUUUAACUUAAUGGACAGCGCUUUAUGGUCCAAUUGGGGAGUCAGUGACAGGAACAGAUUGUUAGAGAUUGGCCAGAUAGGUUCAGUGUUGGGGCUGUUUAGGGACAAGGAGAUUUCCCACCAAUAGAGUCAUGUUGGUUGGAAUAAAAUUCCAUUUGUUGUGGUUUAUUUGACUACCAGUACACUUGCAAAACAAAAGAAGGUAAUAUAACAUUGAGAAAAAUGAUAUUCCAUAAUUUUCGGACUAUAAGCAACUACUUUUUUCCCUCAAUUUGAAUCCUGCGACUUAUAGUCAAGUGCAGCUUAUUUGUUUAUUUAUUUGAGUUAUAAGUCAACACUUUAUUUGACAGCGACGUCAUAAGAAGGUUGCCAUAAGACCGUCAUAAUUAUGACACUACCAUGGGCAUUAAUGAAUGCUUAUGAUACAUGUCAUUAAGUGUCAUCCAAAUUAUGUCUCUAACUGCAUUUAUGUCCAGCUCGGACCUUUUACAUCCAUUCAAAAGUGAGAUACUAUAAUUUUUGCACUAUAAGGCUCACC
Corythoichthys intestinalis (scribbled pipefish) is the source of this 10142-nucleotide messenger RNA. It is a transcript of the gene ntn2, whose product is annotated as netrin 2. Gene Ontology annotation, biological process: animal organ morphogenesis; tissue development. The record is from RefSeq and is a predicted model, not a curated record. Bases 405 to 2318 code for a protein of 637 amino acids. NCBI's taxonomy places the organism in Eukaryota, Metazoa, Chordata, Actinopteri, Syngnathiformes, Syngnathidae. The transcript is spliced from 7 exons. Gene Ontology annotation, molecular function: protein binding.